AAACGACACUUUGAGAUUCAUCAUUCUCCUUGGUCCGUUCUCGAUCCUUCUUUUUGAGAGCAAUUGCGACCCGUCCUCGAUUCAAUUCUAGCAGUGCUUGCUUUUAAACAGUUCUUGAUGAUUCCGUCAUUCGUACAUUCUCCGCCUUUCCUCUUAUUCCCCCCUCGACCCGGGCAGCGCCAUGUCCAAAGACGCCAGAGACCUGAAGCAUAAGCACGACGGGCCACGACAGCCGCACAGAAAAGACUCCCUAUCCUCCGUACUCUCGUGGGCUGGAUUUAUCGCGGCUCCCAAGGCACCAGGCAAUCAUCCCCUGACCGGCCAACACUCGACUCAGGCGUCUUCUAGCGGCAGCAACUCGAAACCGCGGCGGCACAGCGUCGCAGGGCCAGACACAAAGAAGAAGACACCUUCGAACCUGGAUUCAAAACCCCAGGCUGGCGCUUCCAAGGCUGAUAAGAAUCGCUCUUCAGAGAAAGUGCAUAAGAGCGUCUCCGACCCUCUGGAUGCUCCCAAGAGCAUGACCCGAGGCCAGUCCGCGCAGCCCGCCCAGGAAAAGCCAAGGUCUCCGACGCCCCCGAUGCCCAAAUCAAUUCUUCGCGUCUCAAGCCCCGAUGGUUGCAAGCGUCCUCGGCAGUUCGUUAACCCGGAGACGGGGGAGCCAGUCAGCCCGGGAGAGUCCCCCACAUCGCCGGUGUUCGGCACCUUGUCGCUAGACUCUCCGCCUGGUUCACCCCCGAUGUCUCCCGUGCAGAGGCCUAUGUCUCCCGGAACAACCGUCCGAUUCGCCAAAGCGACCAUCCACAGAGUCGAGGUCGGGCCCGGGCGCCGUUUUCUUCCUGUGAAGCGCAAGAGCAAAAGCACCCUAACCUACAUCUCACCCCUCGACCCAGGCACGCAAAAGAGCGCGCCAAAGACCAUGCUGCAGAGUCCUACCAAGAUGAGACGGCACCAGGAGAACCAGGCAGCCAUGGGCAGGUACUGGAUGCGGACUGAGGAGGAGGAGGCGCAGUGGAGAGCAGAGGCCGAGCGGAGGGCUGAGGAGGAGGCCGAGAGGUACCGCAACGAGCCCGCCAGCCCCCCUCCGCCGGUUGUUGCUGCCACUACCGAGUCGGCCGUUGAAGCUGCAGUAGGGACGAGGAGCACGCUAGCGGACAAGGUUACCGAGAUAGACAAGGUCACUCCCAGGGACCUCAAGCCGAACCCGGAUAAGCUGGAAGAGGAAGAAGCAGAAUCGUCCGACUCCGACACGGACGAAGAAGCGGGGGCGAAGUGUUCCGUUUCAGAGAAGACGGGAAUGAGCGCAGAAGAGACGGAUGAAACGGCUAGAAUGGCGGCGGGGAAGGAGACGGGAUCUGACGCGUCCGAUGAGAAUUUUGAGGGAGCACCCAAAGCUACUCUUCUCAACCCAACACCAACACCCACAGUUGCUGCGAAAAUCGCAACGCGGGGAACAGGAGCCCAUACCCCGGCCGUCGCACUCGCGGGAGACACCCAGACACCGACAGCCGGUCUAACAAGAACAGAAACUCUUACGCAGGUUACAGAAGGAAAGCCAACUGAUUCUCAAGCCGCCGAAAAGCACGCAGCCGAGGAACGAGCAGGACAGACAACGACACCCGGCCUCGCGAACAACAACCCGCCCGGGCAGGCAGAAGCAGGAUCCAAGACGCCCAACGACCCCCAAUUGUCAGCAGCUGGUUCCUCGCCCUCCUCCUUGCCGACGGGGCCGCUCUCAAAGGACAAAGACAAGCCGGCACCGACAUCAUCACCCAUCCUAUCAGGAGGACAGGGAUUGGCGCUAGGACUGGCGGCAGAGAAGCGACCCGGCUCGCCGAUCCAGCUCGUCAGCUGCCGCGCCCGGCCCCGUUCCCGGUCGCGAUCCGUCUCGCCCCGCAGCAGCAGCACAACGACAAAACCACCAACGACGACACCGACAAGCAGUACGGCGGCGGCGGCGGCGGCGACGAAGAUAUCGACACCGGCGGCGUCAGGGAAAAACGGAGUGAAAAGUCAACGAGCGGCAUCGCCAACCUCCUCAGCCUGCCCCGGGCUGAAUCUCAAAUCCGGCGGGGGUAGUGACAACGGUGGCGGCGCAGGCGGCGGCAUCAGUAGUAGUACUAAUAGCAGCAGCAACCAUUUGCAUUUGUCUGGGCGCAGAGGAGGCAGGCGGUGUUUUGACGAGCAUCACAACAAGCCCGAGAUAACAGCUUGAGAAGAUCUCGGGUCCUUUCGCAUUAUUACAAGUUGGGAAGGGUGUGUUGUCGCUUGGCUUUCUGCUUGGUCUGUCAUGUCAUGCCAUUUCAUUUGAUGUCAAACUACCUAAUGUGCCAGUCUCUUCUUUUGUUUCCUGUGCCAACCUGUACCGUUUGGUUCUCUGCAUAUUUGCAUUGAAUUUGUCUUCUUACCUCGUCCGUCUGCAUGGUUGUGAAAUGCUGCGUGGCAUCAUUUGCUCAUUUUCCUUUGCUGAUUAUUCUUGAUUCAACGGAUGC
Molecule: messenger RNA, 2492 nt
Organism: Canariomyces notabilis
Lineage: Eukaryota; Fungi; Ascomycota; Sordariomycetes; Sordariales; Chaetomiaceae
Exons: 3
Coding region: 182-2215 (677 amino acids)
Source: RefSeq, a predicted model, not a curated record